CCGUAUACGAAUCAUUCGUCGUCGCAAAGAGGAACUGAGAACUGGAACGGGAGUGUUGAAUCAACCGGAGUGGGGGGAAUACAUGGAAGCGAUAGACUCUAAUUCAAGCACAAAACCGUCAUCGCUCAGAUGGAAAAUCCUUCGCCGUGCUCUUCUUCGUCGCCCGGCAUCCAAUCUAGAUAACCAAUCGGAAACGGGCUCUGGUGUUGAGCAAAUAUCGAGAAAGGCGACUCGGGGUUUCAAUUUGAUACCGUGCAGUUUUCUGGAAAAUCGUUCGGAAGAAAAUUCAGAUUCUCUGUCAAUAAAAGAUGCAGUGAGCAGCUCAAGAGAUGCUCCUUUCUGUUACACAUUGCCUCUUCCCAAUUCUCCCCAGCUUGUUCUGCACCAGAGAGUGAAUGAUCUUGUGGAUCUCAACGACUUUGAGGUCUGUAACAGGUUUAAUAUUGACAACACUGGGCUUGUUUGUCAAUGGCCGUCUGAGGAUGUCCUUGCCUACUACUGCUUGUCACAUGCAGACAUGUUCAGGCAUAAAAGAGUGAUUGAACUUGGAUCGGGAUAUGGCUUAGCUGGCUUAGUUGUUGCAAUAGCCACAGAAGCACUAGAAGUUGUGAUCACUGAUGGAAAUCCUCAAGUUGUUGAUUAUAUACAGCGUAAUAUAAUUACCAAUUCAAGUGUGUUUGGUGGUACAGAGGUUAAGUCAAUGGUUCUGCAUUGGGGUCAGGAAAAUGUCUCAGAUAUCUCUAAUACCUUUGAUGUCAUUAUUGCAAGUGACUGCACAUUCUUUAAGGAAUUCCAUGAAGGUCUUGCUGAAACUAUGAAAUUCUUGUUAAAGAAAGAGGGUCCCUCUGAAGCACUACUUUUUAGCCCUAAAAGAGGUGAUUCAUUGGAAAAGUUCCUUGCAAAGGUUGAAGGCAGUGGACUGAAUUUCAGCAUAGAUAACAAGUAUGACACAGAAAUUUGGGGGCGUCAUCAGAGAUUCCUUUAUGGUGAUGAUUCUUGGCCCAAUUAUGAGAUGGAUCACUGCUAUCCUUUGUUGGUCAAAAUAACGUGGUAAAAAUUCAACACAUGGAGGGGAGGAAUCAACUUCAACAUGAAGAAGUUGAGGGAUUUGAUCCACAAAUCAUUUAUAAUUCAAAAGAUGCCGGUGGAAGAUCAGAGAAGGUAAACUUCUGAACUUCGGGUCUUGAUUUGAAUUUGCUGUUCUCUUGUGGAGUAGAAAAAGGUGUAGUGGUCCAGAAUGUAGCUUUUGUAAUUCCAGAAUAUGUUGAAAGGCUGAAAGUUACAUUUCAGGAUGCAGCAGCCCUUUUAUCUUACGUUACUCUUUCUGAGCACAAGUUGGUUAAGAAUCUAGAGGUCCUAUAUUGCCCUAUAUCUAUAGUCUGAUCUUUCAACUCAUAUCAACUCAUUUAUGCAAUUAAGUUUUAGGCGUUUUCAACUUUA
This is a messenger RNA of Ipomoea triloba (trilobed morning glory), 1440 nucleotides long. Its product is annotated as calmodulin-lysine N-methyltransferase. The transcript has 8 exons. The record is from RefSeq and is a predicted model, not a curated record. Gene Ontology annotation, cellular component: cytoplasm. Gene Ontology annotation, molecular function: calmodulin-lysine N-methyltransferase activity. Bases 83 to 1054 code for a protein of 323 amino acids. NCBI's taxonomy places the organism in Eukaryota, Viridiplantae, Streptophyta, Magnoliopsida, Solanales, Convolvulaceae.